This is a messenger RNA of Ylistrum balloti, 5910 nucleotides long. Its product is annotated as neurogenic locus Notch protein-like. Gene Ontology annotation, molecular function: calcium ion binding. The record is from RefSeq and is a predicted model, not a curated record. Gene Ontology annotation, cellular component: plasma membrane; protein-containing complex. Gene Ontology annotation, biological process: establishment or maintenance of epithelial cell apical/basal polarity; heterophilic cell-cell adhesion; cell communication. Lineage: Eukaryota; Metazoa; Mollusca; Bivalvia; Pectinida; Pectinidae. The transcript has 15 exons. The coding region runs from base 1 to 5910 and encodes 1969 amino acids.
AUGUCGUAUCACAGUAAUUGUUUUGAUAUUGGGAAACAGGAACUUAGAGGGUACACCGGAAAUGGUCCUGCUACUUCAGAAACAAUCCUGUCUGUCAGAGUACUCGGACUAAACAACCCUCAAAAUCUCAUGGCUACUGAAACAAAGGGUGCUGUAUGCUGUGUAAACUACGAACCCCCCGGUAUCUUUGGUUGUAAAGAAAGUUGUUCCAUCACCAUAGAAGUCUGCUACUUAGAUAGCACUUCCAGUUCUUGUGUGAAAACAUUUACCAGCAAUGUCCUUCCUGCGGGGUAUGGUGAAACCCAUUUUGGUUCACCGAUUGGGAACCUGUCUAAUCCAGUCAUUAUCCAUAUUCCAACAUGGUCGGGUCGUUCUAGAUACCGUGUUACAGCUUAUGCAGAUGGCAACUUUCAAAAUAUCAUUGGUCAGUUGGUGGUACAGCCUAAUCCCAGGGACAUCGCCCCUGAUGAACUACACGCAGUUACUCACCACGCAUCUAUGGCGUACUUCCGUACAGGAGCUUCCCUAUCGACAGAUUACAAGAUAUUCCAAUGCCAAGCUGAUCCCUCCCUUCACCAGACCUGUAAUGAACAAGGCCUGGUGGUGUGUAAAGACCCUUACUACGGCGUGGCCUGUUCCCAACAAUGUUCCAUAUUUCCAGUGCAAGGUGCCUUUCGAGGAACAUGUAUCCAAGGAGUUGGUCCGAUAUGUCAGACGGGUUGGACUGGUCAACAUUGUUCCAUUCCCGAUCUCUGUUCUAACAAUCCCUGCCAAAACAGCGGCCACUGUGUGACUGACUCUACAGUUCCAGCGUACGGAUACCGCUGUGAGUGUUCUAGAGGCUGGACCGGGCGACUUUGUGACCAGAUUGAUGCUUGUUCUUUCCAUUCCUGCAAUCACGGAAAUUGUACUAACGACAACACUGAAACCCAUGGUUACCGUUGCCAGUGUCGCAGUGGCUGGACUGGUGACGUUUGUGAUGUCGAUUUCAACGAAUGUCAAUUUCCAGGAACGUGCUCUGACCGUGGCACGUGCCGCAAUUUGGCGGGAUCAUUUUCCUGCAAUUGUGAAGCCGGUUGGUCUGGAAAAACAUGUGACACAAGCCUCUGUCCUACAGGCUACAUCGGUGCAAACUGUACUACCAUAACGAGUUGUGAAAAUAACGGAUUCAAAGUGCAAGGGCCGACAGGGAUAAUAUGCCAGUGUCCGUACGGAUGGGCCGGAGCUAGAUGUGAGAUAGACGAAGACGAAUGUGCCAGCGCAAAUGCAUGUCAGAAUAACGGCACGUGUAUCAAUCGUCCGGGGUCAUUCAUCUGCGCAUGUCAGAGUGGUUGGCGAGGCCAUCGGUGUGAGGCGGACAUAGAUGAAUGCGUGGCAAAUCCCUGCAUGCACGGGAAUUGUUCGAAUAGUGAUGGUAGCUACCAGUGUACAUGUGAGAAUGGCUGGAUGGGAAUACACUGUGAAACGGAUGUCGAUGAAUGCGAACACACAGUUUGUCAAAACAACGGCACUUGUAUCAAUUUCGCGGGAAAUUUUCACUGUAAAUGCCCGGAUGGUUAUGGCGGUGGAUUAUGUGAGUAUGAUAUAGACGAAUGUGCCAAUGUUACAUGUUUGAAUUUCGGAGUAUGUGUGGACGGUGUGAACGAGUUCACCUGUCAGUGCCCCCAGGGAUACACUGGUAAGCUGUGUGAAGUGGAUAUUGAUGAAUGUUUGAGCAAUCCGUGUGUUCACGGUACUUGUUCAGACGAAGUAGCACAAUACAACUGCCAUUGUCAACAGGGAUGGAGCGGUGUCAACUGUGACAAAGAUGUCGAUGAAUGUGACUUCUCCCCAUGUGAAAACGGAGGAAACUGCACUAAUAAUCCCGGAAGUUACAGUUGUGCAUGCGUUCUCGGAUUUGUGGGUACAGGAUGCGAAAUCAACAUCGAUGAUUGUUCAAGUUCUCCCUGCAUGAACAAUGCUACAUGUGUAGAUCAAAUAAAUGAUUUUACUUGCCUUUGCUUUGGUCAGUUUACUGGUAAACAAUGUAACGUAUACAAUUUCUGUGCUUACAAUCCAUGCGACCACGGUAAGUGUGUUGUGACUGAUAAAACCCCAAAAUGUCUGUGUGAUUCAGGCUGGGAAGGAGUGUCCUGUCAGUAUGAUAUUGAUGAGUGUGCACAGGGGUCGCCCUGUUCAGAUGGAAAGACAUGUGUUAAUACAGCCGGAAGUUAUGAAUGUGAUUCCUGCAACGCCACCUACUGUGGUGUUAAUGGCACGUGUUCCAUUCAAAACAGUGUCCCGACAUGCACCUGUGGCCAUGGCUGGACGGGAGAGGACUGCUCACGUGAAGAUUUCUGUGUUGGCAAUCCUUGUAGCAGUCAUCUUGAAUGUGUCAACACUUUGGAUGGAUAUAUGUGUCACCAUCACCACGACAAAGACUUAUGUGUCGCCAUGCCGUGUGAAAAUGGCGGCUCGUGUGAGUUUCAUGCACACUACACCCCUCCCAGCUACGAGUGUCACUGUUCUGACGGAUGGACAGGGACCACGUGCACUACUGAUAUAGAUGAAUGCUCUACCAGCCCAUGCGCAUCUGACCAUGUAUGUGUUAAUACUGCCGGAGGAUAUGCGUGUGUGAAACAUGCUAACAAACGGUCCGCAUUAGAAAAUGAUCAUGGGAUUGUCACGCUGGAAGUGGACAGCGUUAUACAAAAAUCUGAUGUCGGAGACCUACAUGACCUUCUGACGUCCUUGACCUGUGGAAAUGGAUGUGGGUCACCAGAUUGCUCUGUUGAAAUUCUGAGUUACUCUGUCCAGUCCAGGUUUUCGACAUCUACCUUUACCGUUCUCGGAAAAUGUGGCGGUGACGUCAUUAAUCAGGAGGCGAUGUAUGAAGUAUUGGAUAAAACUUUUAGAACAAUCGAGAAACCUAGAAAUCACCAACCAUGUCAGCAGACCCAGACGAGUACUCGUAUCCAGGGACAGCACAAUAUCAAAUUCAAUUCAAGUAUUGGCAAUUUGUCGAACCCAAUAAUUUUCCAAGUGAAACAAUGGACGAUGUUUUCCGCAUUUACAGUGAAAGCUUUUGAAGACAAGACACAGACACGAACCAUAGGUAUGUUCGACGUGUUUCCUUAUCUGAGUAAAGCCGACACUAGUCAAAGUACCGCAAGGUUUCACGAGAAAAGAUCCGUACAGGACCAUAGGACGCACGCAUCCCUGCAUGUUAGAUUCCAAGUAUAUGAAUCAAACUGUAGUCCUGACCCCGCCAGUAACAAAGUGUGUGACUCGAACGGACACCUGAUGUGUGCCCCACAUUAUUAUGGUCUGCAAUGUAAUAAGAGGUGUAUACCAACACAGAACGGAUAUUGUGACAACAGCGGCAAUCUGGUCUGUAACUCAUCAUAUUACGGACUACAUUGUAACAAACAGUGUAUCACUCCGCCUUCUCAUGGGCAUUGUGAUUCUAACGGGACGUUAAGAUGUGACACGUCCUACUACGGACUACAUUGUGACAAACAGUGUAUCACUCCGCCUUCUCAUGGAUAUUGUGAUUCUUACGGGACGUUAAGAUGUGACCAGUCUUACUAUGGACUACAUUGUGACAAACAGUGUAUCACUCCGCCUUCACAUGGACGUUGUGAUUCUAACGGGACGUUAAGAUGUGACCCGUCUUACUACGGACUACAUUGUGACAAACAAUGUAUCACUCCGCCUUCCCAUGGACAUUGUAAUUCUAACGGGAGGUUAAGGUGUGACAUGUCUUACUACGGACUACAUUGUGACAAACAAUGUGUCACUCCGCCUUCUCAUGGACAUUGUGAUUCUAACGGAACGUUAAGAUGUGACCCGUCUUACUAUGGACUACAUUGUGACAAACAGUGUAUUACUCCGCCUUCUCAUGGACAUUGUGAGUCUAACGGGACGUUAAGAUGUGACAUGUCUUACUACGGACUACAUUGUGACAAACAAUGUGUUAAUCCGCCUUCUCAUGGACAUUGUGAUUCUAACGGAACGUUAAGAUGUGACACGUCUUACUACGGACUACAUUGUGACAAACAGUGUAUCACUCCGCCUUCUCAUGGACGUUGUGAUUCUAACGGGACGUUAAGAUGUGACCCGUCUUACUACGGACUACAUUGUGACAAACAAUGUGUCACUCCGCCUUCUCAUGGACAUUGUGAUUCUAACGGAACGUUAAAAUGUGACACGUCUUACUACGGACUACAUUGUGACAAACAGUGUAUCACUCCGCCUUCUCAUGGACAUUGUGAUUCUAACGGGAGGUUAAGGUGUGACAUGUCUUACUACGGACUACAUUGUGACAAACAAUGUGUCACUCCGCCUUCUCAUGGACAUUGUGAUUCUAACGGAACGUUAAGAUGUGACAUGUCUUACUACGGACUAUAUUGUGACAAACAGUGUAUCACUCCGCCUUCCAGUAAUGGAACUCUGCAUUGUGAUCCCCCGUUUGAAGGUUUGAACUGUAACCACAGCGGUUCAGCAACACCACCACAGGUUUCAGGAUGUUUAGCACAUUCUUGCUUGAACCGUGGAACCUGUACAUAUAUUGCUAAUACAUACCGUUGCCAAUGCCCUUUUGAAUACACGGGUACCAACUGUGAGAUAUUGAAUGUAUGUGCCUAUUCCCCCUGUCGGCAUGGGCAAUGUGCGACUACAGCAUCUGGAUUCCAUUGUAAUUGUGAACCUGGCUGGACAGGAUUCACCUGUGAGACAGAUAUCAACGAAUGCCUGCGAUCAGUUUGUUCAUCUGGACAGACGUGUGUAAACAACUUUGGUAGUUAUACCUGUCUUUCUUGUGAGCACACGAUUUGUCAGAACAAUGGGACCUGUAUAUAUCAGGACCACGCCCCUGUGUGUAAAUGUGGGCGUGGCUGGACUGGGCCAGACUGUUCCAUUCCGGAUUCAUGUCUUGACAACCCUUGCGGACAUUACAGACGAUGUGAGGCCUUCCCUGAUGGAUACUACUGUCACUAUGUUGACAAUAUCUGUAGUCUCUCGCCAUGUAAAAAUGGCGGAAGUUGUCGACAAAAUGGUCACGGGUUUAUCUGCGAGUGUUCAAUCGGCUACAAAGGUGAAAUAUGUGACGAGAUUGACCCAUGUAGUAGUCAACCCUGUUUGAACGGAGCAACGUGUACCUACGAUACGAACACUUACACAUGUACAUGCGCAAAAGGAUGGAUCGGACGCACGUGCAAUGAAGUUGAUUAUUGUGCGUCUACGCCUUGCAAUAAUAACGGUGUUUGUGUGAAUGGGAAAGGUGACUACACGUGCGUGUGUCCAGUUGGUUUUCAGGGGCGUGAUUGUAUGAAAAAGGAUUUUUGCUUUAACAAUCCUUGCUAUACCGGAACGACAUGCAUUUCUUCAGCAACAACGUACGAGUGUAUUUGUCCACCAGACAUGACGGGAGCCCACUGUAACAACACAAAAGAUAAGUGUAACCCAUCGCCUUGUUUGAAUCACGCCCUCUGUGAGACAGUCGGGGAGGCGGUCGUCUGCUACUGUCUCGGUGGCUGGGAUGGUGAAAUUUGUGGGAAUGACAUCAAUGAAUGUGAAGUAAACCCGUGUCCCACACAACUUUCCUGUGUCAACUAUCCAGGGGGUUUCUCUUGCACGGAACAAACGCGACGAUCUCCAAGAUUUAGAUUGGGCAGCGUGACACAAAUACAAGGUGGGACCCAAGUUAACGUUUCUUCUUUAUUAACGAAAGAAAAUAUCUUCAGUAUUAAACAACGUAUAGAGGAUAUCGUCAAUGUUCGUCUCUGUACGACUCAAGAAUCGUCCGUCCAGCUUCUUGGAUUAAAUUCUGACGUCAGCUUCGGCAUGUCGACGAUCGAAAUACUGGUGCUCUGCGGAAGUGACGUCAUAGAUAGUUCAAGAGUAUCACGCGAAUUACAAGACUUCGUUUGA